Messenger RNA from Aricia agestis (brown argus), 833 nucleotides. It is a transcript of the gene Agpat1, whose product is annotated as 1-acyl-sn-glycerol-3-phosphate acyltransferase alpha. Gene Ontology annotation, molecular function: 1-acylglycerol-3-phosphate O-acyltransferase activity. The record is from RefSeq and is a predicted model, not a curated record. The coding region runs from base 1 to 828 and encodes 275 amino acids. NCBI's taxonomy places the organism in Eukaryota, Metazoa, Arthropoda, Insecta, Lepidoptera, Lycaenidae. The transcript has 5 exons. Gene Ontology annotation, biological process: phosphatidic acid biosynthetic process. Gene Ontology annotation, cellular component: membrane; endoplasmic reticulum.
AUGGCUUCCUCUUAUUCAUAUCCUGAGUUAUUUUUGGCGGGUUUUAUAUUUACCUUGCCAUUUCUUUACGAAAAAAGCAAUGUCUUUCGAUAUUACUUAAAGUUUUUAUUAUAUUAUGCAUACGUAUUGGUGACCUGCACAGUUCUAUUGCCUGUUGUAUUAAUAUAUCCUCGUGAUGUUACGAACUUGAUUGUAGCAUCUAGAUUUUGCCGUUAUGCAUCGCAUAUUGUUGGAAUAGAAUGGGAGUUACGAGGUCUAGAACAUUGGGACAAUGAACAAUGUUACAUAGUUAUAUCCAAUCAUCAAAGUUCUUUAGAUAUUUUAGGAAUGUUUGAAAUGUGGCCUCGUAUGAAGCGCUGCACUGUGGUUGCAAAAAGACCACUUAUGUUUGCUGGUGCUUUUGGGUUUGGUGCCUGGCUUUCAGGUCUAGUUUUCAUUGAUCGGUUAAAAACCGAAAAAGCUCGAAAGCUUAUGAAAGAUGCUACUGAUAGAGUAAUUGAAGAAAAGACUAAAUUAUGGAUAUUCCCCGAAGGAGCUCGAUAUAAUAAGGGUAGUAUACAGCCUUUUAAAAAAGGGGCAUUUUAUCUAGCCAUUGAUGCCCAAAUUCCAAUACUGCCUGUAGUAUUUAGCCAAUAUUAUUUCCUUGAUAAUGAAACAAAAACUUUUGAGCCAGGAAAAGUUGUCAUUACAACUUUACCUCCAAUUCCUACCAAAGGUAUGAGUCGAAAUGAUUUAGAAGCACUUUCCGAUUUGGCACGCCAACAGAUGAUAAAUAUAUUUAAUGAAACUUCUAAAGAUCUAGCUAAGCAGAAUAAAGUUGCUAUAUAAUCUAU